Molecule: messenger RNA, 1316 nt
Organism: Platichthys flesus (European flounder)
Lineage: Eukaryota; Metazoa; Chordata; Actinopteri; Pleuronectiformes; Pleuronectidae
Product: G2/M phase-specific E3 ubiquitin-protein ligase-like
Exons: 6
Coding region: 159-929 (256 amino acids)
Molecular function (GO): ubiquitin-protein transferase activity
Source: RefSeq, a predicted model, not a curated record
UUGGCCAGGGUGUAACCCGCUUUUUUUUCUCAACAUGCAUCGAAAAGCUGAAGUCUGGAUUUUGCAUAAAUUUUGCAAACGCCAAUGUUACACGGCUUUUCGAAGGAGAGCCUGGACAUUUAGUCCCCUCAGCCUCUCACUUUCUGGUUGAAAGUGACAUGUUCAUGGUGGCUGGGAGAAUGGUAGGCCACUCUUUUCUUAAUGGAGGACCAUGCCUGGCUGGACUCAGCCCUGCUAUUGUCCAUGUACUACUUGGUGGUAGUCCUGAAACUGCCACAGUUACACUGGAGGACUGUCCAGACCUGGACAUAAGAGAAACGAUCAGGCUUCUUGAAGGGGAAUCCACAUUGUCAGAGAAGGAUGCAGGAAGUGUCCAGGAAUUGGCCUAUGCCUGGGACCUCCCAUCCCUUACCGAGAAGAACAGGAGAUGGAUUUUUGAGAAGCUUCUGAUCCAUGCUGUGAUCGGCCGUGUCACAAGACAAAUAAAACAGUUUCGACGAGGUCUUAAAGAAACCUCAAUGUGGACAAUGCUGACCCAACGACCUGACACAGUGGCCUUGCUUCUCCCAAAAGAGGGAGGUGCGAAUAUCAGCACUGAGGUACUUCUUCAGCGAAUCAUUUGGCCCUGUGAGGAUGACGAUGAUGAUGCCGAUUAUUCAGUUGACACCAGAUGCCGCAUGACAGGCUAUCUUCGACAGUUCAUUGUGAAUGCAACACCAACUGAAUUGACUAAUCUGGUCAAAUUCUGGACCGGGUGGGAGAUUCUACCAAUGAGACCCUCUGUAGAGGUAGUCAUGGGCCGAUACCCCACAGCCUCCACCUGCUUCGAGACCUUACGCAUCCCAGGGCAUUACAAAGAUUAUAAAUCUUUUGAAAGUGACAUUCAGGCCUGUAUUUGCUCUUGCCAAACAGGAUUUGGCCUUGUGUGAGAGACAAGAUUUGAUCUUGUACGAAAUGUUGAUGUAACUUUGUUGGCUGUUAAAAAUGUUGACUGUUAUGCAACAAGUAUUAAUGUUUAAAGAGUUGGCUGAAUUGUUAGACUUGCCCAGCCCUCACCAAAUUGAUACACUUGAUUAAGUGAUAUUGCUUGUUUUUUGGCAUUAGACACAUCUGAGGUUGAAAAAGUUUUAAACGUUAACAGAUUUUAUUUUGUCACCGUUACAUCUGGAGGGCUUGAAUGCCCUUUGCAGUUUUACUAAAACAAAUGUCAAUUUCACACACAUACAAUGGUGGUGUGCAUAAAGUUGCAGGAGGUUUUUGGCAACAUGUUCAUUAUAAAUAAUCUCUGCAGACAAAUAAAUCAUUAAUCCAGGAGU